Molecule: messenger RNA, 691 nt
Organism: Agrilus planipennis (emerald ash borer)
Lineage: Eukaryota; Metazoa; Arthropoda; Insecta; Coleoptera; Buprestidae
Product: 28S ribosomal protein S10, mitochondrial
Exons: 4
Coding region: 105-617 (170 amino acids)
Cellular component (GO): mitochondrial small ribosomal subunit; mitochondrion
Source: RefSeq, a predicted model, not a curated record
AUGUUUUGAGGUUAUUUGUCUAUGGAGGUUAUAAGAUAUAAAUAUGAUUUAUCUUAAUUUAUUAAAAAUAUAAUAAUAAAUAUACAGCGUUUAGUAUUCCAACCAUGAAUUCACUAACUUCACUCAUCUUCAGUCGAUUAUUGAAACCUCAAGCGAUAUUACCUCGAUUUUCAUCCACAGCUAUAGAUAUAGAAACAAAAGUUAACCAGCCUCUAGAAGAAAUACAAAAUAAUGAGCCGGAUAAACUUUAUAAAAUAUUAGAAUUAGAAAUUAAAGGCAAUGAUCCUGCUGUACUUAAGAGUUUUUGCCAGUUUGUUAGUACAGCCGGCAAUCACUUGGGUGUCAAAUCAAAAACAUGGGCUCAAUUCAAACCAUUACAUGAUAGAUUGACAUUACUCAAGUCAGUUCAUAUUUAUAAAAAACAUAGGGUGCAAUAUGAAUUCAGAACAUACUUUAGGUUUGUACAAUUCAAACAAUUGACUGGAUCAACUGCAGAUACAUUAUUAGAAUAUAUCCAAAGGAAUUUACCAGAAGGUGUAGCCCUCAAAUCAACAAAGGUAGAAUUGCAUAGUCUUCCCGAUCACCUUAACUCACCUGCCGGCAAAUGUGUUAAUUAAUUAGUACAUGUAAUUAGAAGUAUAUAUUAAAUAUGUCCUAUUUCUAGUUGAAAAUAAAACAAUGAAGAAACUUA